Messenger RNA from Chironomus riparius, 1081 nucleotides. The record is from the annotation of a GenBank genome assembly. NCBI's taxonomy places the organism in Eukaryota, Metazoa, Arthropoda, Insecta, Diptera, Chironomidae.
GACCGAAAUAAUGCAAACGACAGAGUUAAUGGAAGUGGUGACAACGGAAAAUGGAAAUCAUUUGAAGGACAAGGAUGGCGUAAAGCCAGAAGAAAUGACUUCUCGUGAUUAUUAUUUUGAUUCUUAUGCGCAUUUUGGCAUUCACGAAGAAAUGUUGAAAGAUGAGGUCCGAACACUUAGUUAUAGGAAUGCUAUGUAUCACAAUAAGCAUCUUUUUAAAGGAAAAACAGUCAUUGAUGUUGGUUGUGGUACUGGAAUUUUAUCAAUGUUUGCUGCUAAGGCUGGAGCUGCACGAGUAAUAGCCAUCGAGUGCUCAAACAUCGCUGAUUAUGCUGUAAAGAUCAUUGAGGAGAAUAAACUUGAUCACAUAAUUUCUGUCGUCAAAGGAAAAGUCGAGGAAGUUGUGCUUCCAGAUAAUAUCGAAAAAGUUGACAUAAUUAUUUCAGAGUGGAUGGGAUAUUGUCUCUUUUAUGAAUCAAUGCUCGACACAGUUUUGUACGCUCGAGAUAAGUGGUUAGAUAAAGAAAAUGGAAUGAUGUUUCCUGACCGUUGUACUCUCUAUGUGACAUCGAUUGAAGACCGUCAGUACAAGGAUGAAAAGAUCAAUUGGUGGGAUGAUGUUUAUGGUUUUAACAUGUCGCACAUCCGAAAAGUUGCAAUCAGUGAACCUUUGGUGGAUGUUGUUGAUCAGAAGCAAGUUGUUACCAAUUCCUAUUUGAUCAAGGAAAUUGAUUUAUACACUGUACAAAAGGAAGAUCUUACAUUCACAAGCGAAUUCCAUCUUGCUAUAAAGCGUAAUGAUUUCAUUCAGGCUUUAGUCACAUACUUUAAUGUCGAAUUUACAAAAUGCCAUAAACGAAUUGGAUUUUCGACAUCUCCAGAAGCUGCUUAUACACAUUGGAAACAAACAGUAUUUUACUUAGAUGACUAUAUUACGGCUAAAAAAGGAGAAGAGAUCUACGGAACUUUCUCUAUGCAACCAAAUGAAAAGAACAAUCGUGAUUUGGACUUCCGCAUAAAAAUCAUCUUUAAUGGUGAAUUAUCGCAGAUGUCGGAAGAAAAUACUUAUCGUAUGCGCUAA